Messenger RNA from Truncatella angustata, 2844 nucleotides. RefSeq names its product glycoside hydrolase family 3 protein. Gene Ontology annotation, cellular component: plant-type cell wall. Gene Ontology annotation, biological process: xylan catabolic process; arabinan catabolic process. The record is from RefSeq and is a predicted model, not a curated record. The coding region runs from base 1 to 2844 and encodes 947 amino acids. NCBI's taxonomy places the organism in Eukaryota, Fungi, Ascomycota, Sordariomycetes, Amphisphaeriales, Sporocadaceae. Gene Ontology annotation, molecular function: xylan 1,4-beta-xylosidase activity; alpha-L-arabinofuranosidase activity. The transcript is spliced from 5 exons.
AUGUGGUCUGUCGUGGGUCUUGUAGCACUCCAUGGGCUCCUGGCGGGCAUUUUAGCCUUACAGAUCCCAAUUGACCUAGACGGCCAUUCAGAGCAUGGCUCUGUUAGCGAUUUUGGGCUAUUUCCCACGGGCAAAGACGCCUUUCUUGAUCAGUUGCUUGCGAAUAUGACAGUAGAAGAUCUGGUGCUACAGCUUCACCUCAUGUUCGCUGGCGACAUCAUUGGGCCGGAACCUUUUGAUGAACUUUGGAACUCAACAAUGAGCUCUAGCCCAGAUUCUCCAAUCGGCAUGGUGCACGACUGGUAUCCGAUGAACGCUUCAGCCUAUAAUAACCUACAAAGGACAAACCUCGACAGAUCUCGACUCAAGGUCCCCUUGAUGCAAACGGGAGAGUGCCUGCACGGCGUUGGCUCUUUCAAGCAAUCCUUAUUCCCGCAGAGCAUUGGGCUGUCGGCUAGCUUCGACACUGAUCUCGUCUACCGCGUUGCGCGUGCUAUUGGGACGGAAGCCCGAUCCAUCGGAGUGCACGCAUGUUUCUCUCCCGUCCUUGACCUGGGACUAGACCCGAGGUGGGGCCGGAUGCAGGAGGCUUGGGGGGAGGAUAAGGUGCUCACUUCGCAUAUGGGGGUUGCGUACUCAUCAGGCUUGUCAAAGAACGGGUCGCUGUCCGAACCAGAUGCUGUCGUGCCGAUCGCAAAGCACUUCGCGGCCCAUGGUUCGCCCCAGUCCGGCCACAAUGCAGCACCGUUCAUGGGGCAUGGCAAUCGACAGGUGAUGCAGGAUCUCCUACUGCCCUUCAAAGCGGCCAUUGAGCUCGGCGGCGUGAGAGGUGUGAUGAUGGCUUAUAAUGAGUUUGACGACAUACCAGCUUCCGUGCAUCCUAUGUUAUACCAGGCUCUUGAAGACUGGAGUUACGAUGGAUUUGUCAUGGCUGACGAUACUGGCAUCAUGCAGCUCGAGACUGUUCACCAGGUGGCAAAAUCUCCCGCGGACGCCUUGCGGCAAUGGUUCAAUGCAGGGGGAAUGUUGCAGUUCUACGACUUUCCCCUCGAUACUUACACAAAGUUGACGAAAGAAUUGGUGGCCGAUGGGCUCGUGAAAAUAACGACUCUGCAGUCUCACGUCCGGAGGAUUCUCAGCAUGAAGUGGGAUAUUGGGCUGUUCGAGGACCCUCUUCUUCCCAAAGAUAUUGACCCAAUCGGUAUUGCCAAAAACAAUCAUGACUUGACUUUGGAGGCAGCACGCCAGAGUAUUGUCCUCCUGGAAAACCGGAACUCCACACUACCGUUGAAGCCGAAAGAACAAAAAAUCAAGAAAAUAGCACUCAUCGGUCCUUUCGCUGACACACUCAACUACGGGGGUUAUUCUGGAACAUGGGGACAGGCCCCAGCAGAUACAGCGCAUACUUUGAGGCAGAGCCUGCUCAGCUAUACGAGCAGCGGUGAUGAGGUGAUUGAAGUGAUUUCAAGCUGGGGUGCAAAUUCUUGGGAGUACAACUCACAGUAUGCUGUCCCGGGAUACCUCCUAUCUUCCAACAGCGUACGGGGCUUAUCUGCCACCUACUUCGCCACGACAGACUUCCACAAACCUGUGGUUCACAAGACGGAGAUCCCCAAUCUGGAUUGGGGGUUAUAUCCACCGUCCGGGCUUUCAUCGACCAAUUUCAGCGCCGUGUGGGAAGGUGAGCUCAUGUCACCUGUUGAUGCUGACGUUGAUGGCUGGUUGGGGGUCGCGGUUGGGGCGAACACAACAGUCAGGCUGUUUGUUGAUGGCGAACUGAUCAUGAUGCAAGGGACCGACGGGCUAUCGUCGAGUGGGACGAUCAUGAGCAAUAUCAUGGAUCACUCGUAUAUCCAGGAACACUCUACUAGCCCACCACCAGGCGCUGCUCCGUUCGCGUUCCGGAGAGGCGAGGUAUACCACAUUCGAAUUGAAUAUCAGGCGUUCAACCUGGCAAAGAAAGUCGCGAAUGUGGUAUCUUUAAACCACCAGAUGGUACUCUUCUGGAAUCUGGUCAGUCGCCACGGAGAUGCGGUGGGCCGAGCCGUCGCACUAGCGAAGAAGUCUGAUAUCAUAGUUCUUGCGCUGGGCGCAGGCUGGAACAGCGAUGGUGAAAAUGGCGAUAGAGCGACCCUUGGUCUAGCGCCAAGUCAAGAUGCAUUGGCACAGGAAAUAUACAAGCUGGGAAAGCCCGUGGUGCUUGUGCUCCAAGGUGGACGACCGUUCGCGAUUCCUCAAUACUAUGCACAGAGCGCAGCUGUGAUGAGCACAUUCUUUCCUGGGCAGUCGGGUGGUCAAGCAAUCGCCGAUGUUCUCUUUGGAACCGUGAACCCAGGUGGUAGACUGCCAAUAACGGUACCCAGAAACGUCGGCCAGCUUCCAGUCUAUUACAACUUCAAAUUUCUGGCGCGGAAGAUAAAUUAUCUAGAUGCCGAAUCGGCGCCUGCCUACCCAUUUGGCUAUGGAUUAUCUUAUACAACAUUUAGGGUGGACAAUUUGGUAGCAUCGAAGGAGACAUUUGCCAAAGGCGAUACGAUCACCUUCUCAGCGGAUGUGAAGAAUACUGGUAAUGUGCAUGGCAGUCAUGUGUUGCAGGUAUAUGUCCUGGACCGAGUGUCAUCGAUAGUUCAACCAAUGAAGCAGCUCGUGGCGUUCAAGCGGGUAUAUCUCGAAGCUGGAGAAGAAGCGUCCGUCUCGCUCGAAAUAGAUGUUGACCGAUACUUGACUGUUUUGAAUCGCUGGAACAAGUGGGAGUUGGAGGAAGGGAUGUACACUUUCGCAUUGCUAGCGCACGGCGGAGAGACAGCUCCUACCGGCACAAACGUUUCUAUGCGUUGCAUGUAA